UCUAUCAUGUCUUUUAUGUGGAGCAUAAUGCACCUUAAUUCAAAAUAAAAACUAUUUCAGUUUUCAUUCCUUCUUUUUUAUUCUGCACCUUACACACCAUGACACCAUAUAUGUGAUCACUAUACUUGGAUGCUUUCAUUUGAAGUUUUAUAGUAGCAUUAUUAUUAAGCAAAAAGUGCCUUGUCAUCAUACUGAUGAUUUUUUGUAAUCAACUUAUUUUUGCUGUAAAUAGAUGAGACUGCUUCUUGAUAAGGCUGAUCAUUUUUCAAAACUUUGGAAUGGUGCUCCAGUUGUACUUUGUGGAGAUUUUAACAGCACACCCAAGAGCCCAUUGUACAACUUCAUUGCUGAACGAAAGCUGGACAUAUUAAAAGUAGCUCGAGAUAAGGUCUCCGGGCAGCACCCUGAUUCGGAAAAUUCACCCAAACGUUCAUCUCCUAUGAAUAGGCCCAAUUCUUCUACAGACUCUGUUAAAGAUGCAUCAGUCUCACAUGAGGGAGAAGAAAGAGAGGCAUGUUCCAAUCUAGUUUUAAGCACAUUGUCCCCAAUAGUUGCAUCAGGAGAUGGUCUUUCAAGAGGCUGCGGGUCCCAAACUCAAAAUUCUGUAGUGAAUGGCUCCAGCAAAACUUUUGUGGGUGCUCACUUUGAAGAUAAAGCUAUGGAAAGAACAGUAGAAUAUUUCACAGAUUCCCAAAGAACAUCCACUAUUCGUCUCAAUGCAGAUAGCCCUCAUAUCUACGAUAGUGAAGGUUCAAUACCAUCAACUCUAGAAGAAGGUAACUUUAAAUUGGCUGAUGCCCCUUUAGAUAAGAAAAUGGAUAAUUUAUCACUGGAAAUGGUAUUUGAAGGGGUAGAAGAUCAGUCUUCAGGUGAAGACUCUGCGACGUUUUUAUCUGAGCUAUGUGGUGCAUCUGAUCGGACUCCACUUUCAGUAUCUGAGCGCGGAGAACCAGAUGAACGGUCUGGGCUAUCUUCUGUUUCUCACAGCAAAGAGUUACCUGGUGUCCGUGGUGCAGAUUUUCGGGGCACUUAUUAUGAUCCAACAGCUUGGACUCCAAUAGAGAUACAAACUGCAACGGGAAGCAUGGACUGCACAGUAAUGGAACACCAUCUGAGGCUAACAAGUGUGUAUCGGGAAGUAGAGAAUGUUGUGGGAAAAAGAGAUUCAAUUGGAGAACCAGAGGCGACCAGUUACCACAAUGCAUUCCUGGGCACAGUUGAUUACAUAUGGCGUUCUGAAGGUCUUCAAACUGUGAGGGUGCUUGCUCCAAUUCCAACACAAGCCAUGCAGUUUUAUCGGGGUUUCCCCACAAAGAAAUGGGGAAGUGAUCAUAUUGCUUUGGUCUCAGAGUUGGCCUUCACGGAAAGAAGGCUUUCCGGUCAAGAACGCCAAAGCUGAGUACUCGACCCUUCUUCACACUUCGCUACCAGCUUCUUUAGUUUGGAAGUUGCUUUUGUUAAAAAUUUACAGGGGGAAUUGAUUGUGCACCCCUUCUUGAGUGAUAUCAGACUAUUUAAGUCUGAUCCGGUCUGGUCUGUUUAAGUUUGGUUUGAUCUGAAGUGGUCUGAUCCGCUAAAUGUAUAUUACUACGUAUAUGUUAUUUUACUAUUAUUGAAAUCUAAUUUUGUAAGUACAAGUCUCGUCUAAUCUUAUUCUUUAGAUUGAAUUCAGUCAAUUUUAAAAUAUUCAUAAUAUCUUUAUGCGCACUUUUUCAAUUAAUUUUUCAUUUUUCUUUCAUACCAAAUAA
Cuscuta epithymum is the source of this 1748-nucleotide messenger RNA. Lineage: Eukaryota; Viridiplantae; Streptophyta; Magnoliopsida; Solanales; Convolvulaceae. The record is from the annotation of a GenBank genome assembly.